This is a messenger RNA of Manduca sexta (tobacco hornworm), 6196 nucleotides long. Its product is annotated as citron rho-interacting kinase. The record is from RefSeq and is a predicted model, not a curated record. The transcript has 31 exons. Lineage: Eukaryota; Metazoa; Arthropoda; Insecta; Lepidoptera; Sphingidae. The coding region runs from base 138 to 5960 and encodes 1940 amino acids. Gene Ontology annotation, cellular component: cytoplasm; cytoskeleton. Gene Ontology annotation, molecular function: ATP binding; protein serine/threonine kinase activity. Gene Ontology annotation, biological process: actomyosin structure organization; peptidyl-threonine phosphorylation.
UCAACGUACGCGAGCGGUCAUUCGAUUUUUAAAUAAUAACGGUUAAAUUGCGUAGUUGGUGAAUGUUAUUUUUAAAUAAACAAAAAGGAUACAUAAACUAUGGAAUGUGUUGAUUUCUUGCAAAAUUAGUUAUAGAAAUGGAGCCGUCGAAAGAAGCUAUUACUUUGCGAAUAACUAGACUGAAUCGGCAGAUAUUAGGCAAAGUAACAAGUGGCACGAGUAAAUUUAGUAAGAGAACUCUAGACCGCGAGGCGUUAUUGGAUGCUUUGACUGUUUUGUAUGAUGAGUGCAAUGAUGAUCCUGUUAAAAAGACCGAUGAGCUGGUACGAGCAUUUGUUGAUAAAUACCGCAGCACAUUGGCAGAGCUUCGGCGCACUAGAGUAUGUUAUUCAGACUUUGAAGUGCUACAGACCAUCGGCAGGGGAUAUUUCGGUGAAGUACAUAUGGUGAAAGAAAAGCAGACAGGAGAUGUAUAUGCAUUGAAAACAUUGCGUAAGGAACAGGCUCGGAAACAAGAAAUAACUUCAGUAGAAGAUGAGAGAGAUGUACUCGCUGCGGCUACUAGUCCAUGGCUUCCAAGACUGCAAUAUGCCUUUCAGGACAGCAACAAUCUGUACUUAGUAAUGGAACUGUGCUAUGGUGGAGAUCUGGCGGGACUCCUAGCUAGGCGUAACCACCCCUUGUCAGAGAGAGAUGCUGCAUUCUAUGUGGCUGAGGUGGCUCAUGCACUCAAAGCACUGCACGGCAUGGGAUAUGUCCAUAGAGAUGUCAAACCACACAACAUAUUGCUAGAUCGAUGCGGCCACGUGAAGCUGGGCGACCUGGGCUCGGUGGGGCGGCUGUCGGGCGGCGGCGCGGCGGCGGCGGCGGGCACGGCCGACUACGUGGCGCCCGAGCUGCUCGCCGCCGCGCACUGCGCCGCCACACACUCUGUCUGUCUCCAGUAUUGUGGCCGCGUUGUUACACAGGCCAUUUCGGCGUGCGACUACUGGUCGCUAGGAGUGGUCGCGUUUGAGCUCGUCACACUGAAGCGGCCCUUCUCUAAAGGAGAUGAAGAUUCCAUGAUUGAGAUUCUCAGUAACAUCCAAAAAUACGAGCGGUCGCCCACCGCCGAGCCGCCGUUCGAGCCGCCCCCUCACGGGCCGUCGGCCGCGUGGCGCUCGCUGGUGGGCGGCCUGCUGCGCGUGCAGCCCGCGCGCCGCUACUCCUACCUCGACACGCUGCAGCACCAGGCGCUUGCGCAUAUACCCGUGCACUCUAUUAGAGAUCAGGUACCGCCGUGGGUGCCGCUGGUGCGCGGCGCGGAGGACGCGUCGUGGCUGGUGGCGCCGCCGCGCCGACCCGCGCCACCCAGCGCCGCGCCCUUCCGCACCAGGCCACCCUUCGCAGGACAACUGCCUUUCGUCGGCUAUUCAUACGUGGCGCCGGAAGAUAACGACGAUAGUAGCGGCGGGUUUAAUGCAUCCCACGACUGCACCGCCAUCGAUUUGGCUACUUUUAAAUCACUAGAGAAGUUAGCGACGAUGCGCAGCCGCGAGAUCGCGUCGCUGCAAGGCCAGCUGGCGUCGGCGGAGGCGUCCACCGCCGCGGCCGUGGAGCGCACGCGCCGCGAGCUGGAGAGCGACGCCGAGCGGCAGCGCGCCCGUCUGCAGGCCGACAUUACUGCGCUCACGCUGCAAAACAAGCGGCUUGAGCGCCAAGUUGAAGUAGAAAAAGAGGAACGCAUGGCCCUACAACGAAGCAACCAGGAACUAAGCUCAGGCAUAGCAGAGCGUAACAACAUAGUGGCGAGAGAGGCGCGGGCGGAAGUGGCGCAGCUGCAAGCCGAAAGGGACGGCAUGAGGGAGGACAUGCGGCGGCUGGAGACGCGGAUCGAGGAGCUGCAGGCGGAGUGCGCAAGCGCCGUAGCCAGCGCGGAGGCGCAACGCGCUCAGCAUCAACAUUAUAAGAAUAUAAUAGAACAGGUCCGGGACCUACGCCACAGAAGACUGACGGAAAUCAACGUGCGCGCCAUUGACAGCGUAGCCAAAGAGCGUGCGAUUCGGCGUCAGACGUUAAGCGGAAGCGAGGCAGAGGUUCGCGAUGCGGCCGCGCGCGUCGCCGCCGCCGAGGCCAGCGCCGCCAGGGAAGCGCGCGCCAGGGAACACGCCGAGAGCACACUCGCCGCGCUCGAGCAGCAGCACAGGGCAGUACAGGACGAGCUCGACAAGGCGACUCGCGAGCUAGCGGCUGCACGGGAGUCUCUUAGUGAGAGACAGCGCGUCGCCGAGACGUCGUCUGAUCAGCUGAAGGAAGUUCAACAACAGUUGGCGCAAGAACGCUUCCGUGCAUCUUCUUUACAAGCUCAAGUACAGGAGUUGGAGCGCGGCGUGGAGGAGUCCGCGCGGCGCGAGGCGGCGCUCGAGGAGCAGGGCGCGCGCACCGAGUCGCGCCUGCACGACCGGCUCACCGCCGCCGAGGCGCGCGCCGCCGACGCGCUGCACGAGGACGCACGCCACAGGGAAAAGGUCAACACGUUAGAGCAACUGGUCCGACAGCUAGAACGCGAAGUUACCGCUUUGGAAAAUCGCGUGUGUACACGAUGUGCGGCACGAGCUGCAGAGGAGCAAGCUAGAACCACCACUGGCACUAACACAAGUGUUACAACUCGCAAAUCGACUGGCAUAACUGCUAACACAUCUACUGAGGCGGCAGUCAGUAGUACUACUGCUACGUCUGAUAGUAAUGUAGCUGGUCCCUCUGGAGAUGCUGGAGCGCCAGUGGUGCGAGAAGGUAGAGACAGCACAGACACUGCCCGCUGCGACGCGCACAGCGACACCGAGAGCUUAGCAGACGCGGCAGCGGCGAGCGUGGCGCACGCGCAACUCUCAUUGCUCAAGGAACAACUCGAACGAGCUGAGACGCAACUGCAGGCUAGAUCUGAAGAAAUUGCGACUUUACGACAAGAAACCAGAGCAGCGAACUUAGCGAGAUGGAGAAAGGAACGUGAAUACAACGAAUUAUCAGUGGAAGCUAAGUCUACCGCUCGAGACCUCAAACGCGUAGAAGAGCGUGUAUCAGGCGCGAUAGAGGCUCGCAAGGCGGCGGAACAGAAGGCAGCGAGUCUGCAGAGCGAGCUCACCGCGUUACGUCCACAGUACGAACAAGCCAGCGCGGAGGCCGCGAGGCUGAAGGAACAGUUGGACAAGUUGAAGAAGAUGCACGAAGGGGCACAGGCUGAAGUCGACAGAUCCCGAAACGACAUCCGCAAAUUGAAGAGCGAGCUACAAUACAGCGAGAAACGGCGGCUGCACGCCGAAGAACAGGAGGAGCUCUCCAGCCGCGAGCGAGCUCAGCUGAGGGACGAGCUGCAGCAGGUCCGCCAACACAACACCGACCUAACCGAGAACAACAAAGCAUUACAAGAAGCGUGUAGCUUGCUGGAGGAACAGCUAACAGACUUGGAGAGGCUCACAGACAUUCACGAAGUUAAAAAUAAAGAUCUCGAGAGUGAAGUGCAGCGCAUGCGGUCGGAGCUGGAGAGUUGUCGCGCGCGCCUCGCGGACGCAGAGCGCGCGGCCGUGGAGCGCGCCGCCGCCGCCGACACCGCCACCCACCAACACAUGCGCGCCAGGGACGAGGCCGACCACGCCGCCUGCCAGCUGCAGCUCCUACAGGAGAGAUUGGAGACGCGGUCGCAGCGCGUGUCAGAGCUGGAGACGUCGGUGGCGGCGCUGGAGGGCGCUCUGGCCGCCCGCGAUGCUGCCCUGCGCAGCGCCGCGCGCCGCACCGCCGACCUACUGGAGGAGAGCGCCGCAUUGCGCACGCGCGCGCACCACCACCACUCCCACGCGCUCGCACUGCAGGCGCAGCUCGCCGAAGUGCAGGAGGAGUUGGCGGCAGCUCGUGAGGCGGCCGAAGCGGCAACGGCGUGGUGGCGCACCCGAGAGGCCAAGUCCGACGCCACGCUGCGACAACAGACUAAACUCAUCGACUUCCUUCAGGCUAAAGUUGAAGAAGCUAAUCGCAAAAAGUGUUCUCUGAGCAACAAACUAUUCGGUCGGUCAGGACGACGGAACGCUGCCUCGCCACCACUUCGACGUGCUAACAGAGAACUUCGUGAAGAGGUUGAAAGACUUCGCGCUAAACUAGCCACGAAUAGCACUAAUGGAGACAGCUACCCACCCACGCCUAGAAGAGAGAAGCCUAAACCACUAACAAGUAAUGGAUUUAAAAGCAUAGACACUCCCGACAGUGUCGAUGAAAAUACGCUGCAGAUUGUAUGGCCGGAUGGUGUACGAGAGCGUUACCACGCCAAUUGUGCGAAUGGUGUGUUGGUUUUGACCAGUGGUGCUAAAGAGUUGCGCGCUAAGUUACAUCAUAUGGAUCCGAAGAACUUGCCGCAAAACGAAUCCAACAGAGCCUUUUCCAUCAAGUUGGAGAACAGUGCGCUGUGGUCGGAGGCGGCGGUGGUGUGCGCCACCAUUGCGGCGCGUGCGCUGUGGGUGUCGCGCCUCUCGACGCACUCCCCGCGCCUCUCGCACUCCCCGCGCCCACCCCGCGCCGCCGCGCGUUAUACUGCAGCCGCGCUGACUAACGUGACAAACGAGCCAUACACCGCACUCUAUCUCGCCCCUCAUGUGUUCGCCAUAGGUUGCGCCGACGGUCUAUACUCGCUGCGCACCGGCGUCGAUAUCGUGUGGGAGAUUUCGCCUCCGCGUACGACAGACAGUAACAGUAUAAGCUGUUUGAGCGCCACGUGUGGGCGGGCGCUGCUAGUGUGCGGCGGCGUGCUGGCGCAGGCGGGCCUGCUGCAGCUCGGCUCCACCAUGCGCCGCGCCAGCAACCUGCACCCUACGGUCACUCUCAGCCCCAUUACACUACCUGAUUCCAACACUCCGCAUAUUGUUAAGGCAUUAUCUGGCGAUACAAUGGAAGGUCCGUGUGCAGCGGUGGCUAGCGGUCGCCGCGUAUUCUUGUUGCGAUUCGACGCCGCCGCCUCCGAAUUCAAAAUAUUCCGCUCCUUAACUGUAGACAGGCUGCCAAACUCGCUUUUGCUCACUAAUAAAUGUCUCUACGUAGCAGGGGAGAAGCCUUUGAAAAUAAAUUUACCAUCCGGUGCGCUAGAAUCGUUCGCCAUGGAUGAACUAACCGUCGCUGCAGCAGCUAGAAAACAUUCGCCUCCUAAAGCUAUAUUGUUAAUUCGAGAAAAACCAAUCGAAAUUCUUCUCUGUUACGCCGAAUGCGGCGUAUUCGUUGAUGAGAAUGGGAAGCGCACGCGUAACGAAGAUCCCAAGUGGAGUUCGGCUAUACACGCAUGGGAAUUCAUCAACCCAUUCUUAUACUUAGUUGGAGAAGAAAAAGUGACAAUACUUUACAUAAACGAAGAAGUUUAUAAAGCUCCGCCGUGCACUUGCGACACGACCUCACUAACAUCAACUGAAACCGACUGCUGUAACUCGCCACAGACCUUCAAUUUGAAACUCCAAGAACCGCAGUUAUUAGGCACAACUCCAAAUGGUAUCAUAAUACGAUCCAAAACCGAUGAAGGUUACGAGGUGUCAGUCAUAGAAGGUAUGCCUGCGUUCAAGAGCAUUGGCGCAUCUAUUGAAUCGUUAGAAACUAUUUCUGAUACAAAAGGAUCUUCGUCGGAUUUAGCGCAGUCCGUGUCUGAUCUAUCGCCCCAAGAAGUGUCACAGGAAAGUAUAGAAAUGACAACAGGAUUCCUUGCAGACAUAAGAAAGAAAGCGCGACAGUUGCGGCUUAAGAAUCGUAAAGAACAAAACGCAGAUGACGUCAUUAAAGAAAUUCUGACCACUGAAGUGAGUUUGAAUCGCACAUCGACCGGCAGGAAAUCACCCGCUACUAAUUCUGAAUUCGAUUCAGAUUCCACGGAAAGCGAAGAAAGGACCACCAACUCAACUAAAUGCACUGCGGACGUUUGUGCCGAGAUUUUUGCGAGACAAGUGAGAUUCCAGUAACCCUGCAGUUAUAAUAUGGCUCUUAAUAUGGACAAACAUGUUUUGUGGAAUUCUACCAGCAUAAUUGAAUAAACAUUCGAUCUCGCAUAAAAUUUGCCCAUAUUAAACCAUAAACUAAAAAAAUAUUAAAAUUGACAUGAAUAUAACAUAUCGACAUUCAAUUUAACGCCGAGUACUUAGAAUACAGUCUUUUAAUAAUUACAGUAAUAUUUAAUGUGCGAGCUUAGUUAUAUAUA